Molecule: messenger RNA, 2244 nt
Organism: Amoebophrya sp. A120
Lineage: Eukaryota; Dinophyceae; Syndiniales; Amoebophryaceae
Source: the annotation of a GenBank genome assembly
CGUCACUGUCAUGAAAUCCAAAUGUUGUUUUGAGAAAAAGUUUCACAAUCGUGCACCAAAGUAAAGCCUGCAUUCUCCUCUGCAAGAUUGAGUUUCCACAGAUUGGCGAGAUGACUUGCACUGGAUUUCCCUUUGCAGCUUCCCAAAUAAAAAGCGGAACUUAUUCCUCUUUUUCUACUAUACCACUUUCCGAUUUGAUUGACCAAAAGCAUUUCAGCAUAGCUUCCCACUUCGUAGCUUUCAAAACGAAAAAUGUCGUCGUGGCCUUGUCUGAUGCGGCGGGUGGUGUACGUUUUCCUCCUCGUCUAUCCUGCAGAAAAGUGUACCAGCGCAGAUGCAUCUCUAGCCACGCGUCUGAGCUACCGAUGGAAGCUCACAAAAGCAUUGUAUGCAGCGUAGUCUUUGCAUCCAAGCUCGCUUUUCUCUGUUAUCAAGUGGCAGCGCGCGCACGAUGAUGCAGAUGUUUUCUGUGCGGGUUGAAACACCUUUUUUUCUGCGCCAUAAGCUCGUCGAAGCCGGAGCUAGCUUCGUCCCCAUCGUAGGCAUCUUGUCCCAGCCGAGCGCUUUCCAGCCGAACCCCAAACACAAUGCGACGUUGCAAAAUUCGUACAUUGCUGCGAGUUACGUCAAGUGGAUCGAGGCCAGCGGGGCGCGGACGGUGCCGAUCCUGUUCAACUGGAACUGGGAUGUGAAGCUAAAACCGACCUUGGAGCAGCUCAACGGUCUGGUGUUUGCGGGCGGCGGUGCGGGCAUCGAUCCCAGCAAAGACGAGUUCGGGAAAGUCUCCUUUAAAAUCUUCCAGUUCGCGAUCCAAAUGCGGCUUCCGAUUUGGGGCACUUGCUUGGGCUUCGAACAGCUACUCACGUACAGCAGCCUGGUCGGGACCGGGAGCAUAAAUAGCGGGUAUGCAGCGAAGCUGCCCCUCAUCACCGUGGACGCCGAGCGGCUUUAUUUGCCGUUGGAGCUGGUGGGACGACUAGCGAGGGAUCGACAGAUAAAAUCCACAUUAGCCGCGAAGGUACGCAGCACUUUGGCUGAACAGCAAGACCAGAUUCAAGCCGGGGACGGCAGUGGCAUCUGGAAUUUUCUAUCGAACGAAACGCGGCAAACCCUCACCAAUUCCACGCUCAACGUGACCAUCAACAUGCACCACUUCGGCGUUGCGGCGAAUGAAACCCGGGUAAACAACUUCUGGAAGGUGAUCGCCCUCGGGCACGACCGCAAGAAUAUAGGGUUCAUCGCGUUGGCAGAAGCGCGGCAGUACCCCAUGAUUGCGGCCCAGUUCCACCCGGAGAAAAACACCUUCGAAUACCGCGAAGAUUUUGACGAUAGCGACUUCCCGUUGCAGAAGCCCAUCCACUCGUUCCCGGCCUUGAAGGCCAUGCGCGAGCUCGGCGACUACUUUGUGCAGAAAAUCUUGAUUGAAAACAGCAAGACAAACGGCGGGAGGGGUACGGUGAAGAUGCCGGCGAAGGUGUUUAACGACGAGCUGGGCUUCUUUCGCUUUCCGGGGACGCCGGUGCCCGUCAACACGCCCAGCCACGGAAUCAUGGAGUCGUACUACUUCGGAACGAAUGGAACGAACAUUGUUGCCAUCGUGAACAAAAUGGAAGGUGAGGCGUUGCGCGUGUUUUCUUCUGACGCUGCAGUAGUUUUGUCGGAAGAUGAUCAUGUUGAGGACAGUGGCAGGCAAAGCACAGGCAAAACCGAGCAAAGCAAAAGCUCUUCGAGCAAAGCGAAGGGAAAGCCUUCCGCGACGCUGCUGGGAUCUAGGAUUGAUUGGGGCGAACGUGGUAGCUCCGGCAGAGUAGUGGAAGAGGCAGAAGAUCUCGUCUGGCAGUAAGGUUUUUCGAAGCACGUAGCGUCAGGAAGUCUAGUGCCUUUUGAGAAUUUAGAUUUUGCGGGUACGACUAUCGCCGGGCGGUCGAGUGAAUCAAGGAUGGCAAACGCAGCAAAGGACGGCCUUCUACCCCUCCUGCGCUACCAAAAUUACAAAUUUGCGCCCGUUUCGGAUCGCCGCGGGAGAUUUUCGCCGUUGGCGAUUUAGACUCGUGUAAGCUGAUCAAGAUAGGAUUUAGAUUUAGAUUCGACAAACCGCCGCGUCAUCUUUCAGUUUCGAGUGCAAGUCCGUGUACAGGGCUAGCAAGGUUUCAUAUUUUGGCGUUUUGAGCCACAGAGAAAAACAUAGAAUGAACAGAGGAACUCUACUUAUCACAUGAGCAACGCCCAGGGAGCAGAGAAACG